Zea mays is the source of this 1623-nucleotide messenger RNA. RefSeq lists its product as uncharacterized. The transcript has 3 exons. Gene Ontology annotation, cellular component: Pwp2p-containing subcomplex of 90S preribosome; small-subunit processome. Gene Ontology annotation, biological process: maturation of SSU-rRNA from tricistronic rRNA transcript (SSU-rRNA, 5.8S rRNA, LSU-rRNA). The record is from RefSeq and is a predicted model, not a curated record. Gene Ontology annotation, molecular function: protein binding; snoRNA binding. The coding region runs from base 670 to 1458 and encodes 262 amino acids. Lineage: Eukaryota; Viridiplantae; Streptophyta; Magnoliopsida; Poales; Poaceae.
UUUUAUUUUGGUGAAGCCUGACGCCCCCGCCCCCGCCCCCGCCUAGCCCGACGCCACGCCUCCGCUAUCGCCGCUCUCUACACGCUCCUCGCCCCCGCUAUAGCCACCUCAAUGGAAGGUCCUUUGUACCAUUCGCCGCCCUCUGUACCAUUCGCCGCUCUCUACGCGCCGUGGAUCCGCCACCUCAACUCCUCCCAUUACCGCGCCCGCGCCAUCAAAAUCUGCCGCAGAUCUCCUCUCCCCAUUACCGCGGUCCAUGGAUUUCUCGAGUCAGUGGGAGGUCUGCCAUCCAUGGAAGGUCCGCCACCUCCUCCUUGGCCCGCGGCAAAAAUGGCGUGGGAGCCAGAUCUCCUCUCCCAUUACCGCGCCCGCAUGAUAUGGAAGGUCCCAGAUAUUCUCUCCCCAUUACCACGGUCCAUGGAUUUCUCGACCUCGGCUACGGAGGCGGCGACAUUAUGAGCGCCGAGGUGCUACACUUCCACCCCAACGUGCUUCUUGACCAGGGCGGCUUCGGGUUCGGCCUCAGCAACGUGGCGGUCGACGGCGGAUCUGGGCGCGCACUACGAGGCGAACAACAACGUGCUGGCCUCCUUCGCCAGCCAGCUCCUCGCUAACGCCCCCGCGCUGCCAUGGGAUGAUCGUGCCGGCGGGAGGACGCCGUCAGACGAGAUGGACGACGAGCUAUACGGUGUCGCCGGCUGCGACAGCCACGUCGUGGCGAGCUUGCGGUGCCCCAGCCAAUCCAGGGCCAUGGCGGUCUGGUCGUCAUCCAAGAAGUCGUACGAUAUCUGUACCAGCGCCGGCGGAUCAGUAACCGUGCCGGCCCAUGACACAUACCACCUCGCCGGGGCCGGGCUCUCCAACGAGGGAGGCCUCCACUACCCGCUCGCCGCCUGCAGUGGAGCCAACGCGUCCGCGGUGGCGACGAGGGAGUUGUCGCUGACGCUGUGCUCCAACUCCAUCGCUUCCUCGAACAGCACGCUAAACACGACGGAGCUAAGACUGGAGGAAGCUAAGUCUCUUGCAGAAAAGCUUUGUGAUGGCCCUCUUUCAAGUGCUGCAAAUUUGUGGAUCCUGAGAGCUUCUAUGGAGAUAAAUUCGUUGGCGACUGCUUCUGGCAGCUCUCCAUUGAAUAAGGAGAACUUGAGCUCUCUGUUUGAUCUGUUUGGCACAUGUCGACACAGAUUGCUUGCUUUACCUCGGCCAAGCCUCAAGUUGAUGCAAUACUGCAUAGAGCUGGAGGUGAGCCUUGCAUCGCUCGGAAACCAUGGCGCCCUCACAAAUGCUCGACGACUAUAUGAUUCAGUGGUCGACAUGUAUCCCCAGGAAAGGGAAGUGUGGAGGAGCUACUAUAGCCUGGAGCUCAAGAUGGGAACAUCAGAGUCUGUCAACGCCGUGUACGCGCGUGCUCGCAAGGUGCUCGGUGACUCCACUGUUCAUGCUUACCCCAGAGCUUAAUUGUUUGGGUCAGCUCUCUCUGUGAGCAUGCUUAGUUUGGGCCAGCAAGUAAUUAAGCUGACACGUCGAAAUUUUGGCUCUAAAUCAGUGUGGAUGGUAAUUUGUGACUUGCAAUACGCUGACAAUCUCCUAGACAUCAAUAUGAACAUCCAAAAUUCUUUCUUA